AUGACCUCUCUCCAAAGCAGUCUGUAUGAUGAUUUAAGCGGUUUGUUAAUGGCCUUGACUUCCUUUUACCGCCUAUACCUUGAAAUUUCCAGAUUUUUCAUCAAGGGGUCCAAAGGUUUAAGUUCUUUCCACAAUAUGUAUAUGAAUGAUAAACCCCCAUAUACCUUUAAAGAGAUAGCUGAACAGCUCGUCUCAUUUUUUGAGAAAGGGGCUGAUACAUUGAACUUUGAAAAGGUAUCAGAGCUUCAACCAAAAUGCAGUCCGGGGGUCAUAUUGUCAUUCUUCUCAUCUAUUCCAGUGUUCAUGAAAUACCUCGUAAAAUAUUUUAAGCAACCUGCAGUCCAAUUACAUAUUAUCAUAGAUGAGAGGUUCGCCUUUUGGAUGCCUUUUUUUGUCGAGAAUGAAAGUGUGAAGAUAGAUAAAGUAAAAUUGGAUGCUUACAUUAGGAAAUUACAUGUGAUGUUUCAAUCUGACUUCAGUAACGACCCCGGGAAAAUGGAUUCGGAGGAGGGGUUUGAUAUCAUAUCAACUGCAGUAAAUGCACCUGUGAUAUCUAUUGCGCUCGACUCGGCAAUAAAGACAUUACACUUAAUACUUGAUGGUAAAGAUACGGUGAGGCAUUACCAAUUCAGUUUUCAAUAUUUAGAGAAAAUGGAGAAAUUUUCCAACGAAUAUGUUAACGUUUCUAAUAGCAAACUUGAAUCGAGUUUUUCAGCCGUACGUGAUGUUGUCGGAAUUCGCAGGCUGAGUUUGGAACAAAAUAAAAUGAUAACCUAUUUGAGGAUAAAAUCUUACUUAACUGCCACUAAUGGUGACAAUGUUUUCAUUUUAACCAAAAAGGAUGGCAACGAAUCAUUUCAAUCAACUCUUCCUUUGCUGUUCUUGAGUAGUUCCACUUCCAGCAACAUAAGUGAGUGCCUCGGGACUACAACGCAAAUCCUUGACUCGAACAGACCUCAAGAACAAGCAGAAACAGAAAUUUAUGGACCAGAAAUUGAAAAUAUUUUGAAUGGCAUUGAAGCCUCUGAUAAUGUGAUUUUGUUUGGAGAGGAACAGGAUGAUUGUGGUUAUCCUUAA
Messenger RNA from Saccharomycopsis crataegensis, 1077 nucleotides. RefSeq lists its product as uncharacterized. The transcript has a single exon. The record is from RefSeq and is a predicted model, not a curated record. Bases 1 to 1077 code for a protein of 358 amino acids. Lineage: Eukaryota; Fungi; Ascomycota; Saccharomycetes; Ascoideales; Saccharomycopsidaceae.